Molecule: messenger RNA, 2382 nt
Organism: Effrenium voratum
Lineage: Eukaryota; Dinophyceae; Suessiales; Symbiodiniaceae
Source: the annotation of a GenBank genome assembly
AGCAUUUGUGGCUGAGAUGGAGCUUAGAUUCCUGGAGGCAUGAAAGAUUAACUUGGCCAGGAGGUCAUGCUGAUCCGCAUCCUCCUGGCCAGCCUUGCGCUCCUUGCUGCCAUCUACUUCUUGAAGGCCGUUCUCUUGCAGUUGAGUGCUGAAGAUGUCGACGAGCCAGCGGAGCCCGUCGCCAGCAAUGCCACAGACUUGGAGAGGGCACAACAGGCCUUCAGGGUGGGCGAAGAUGCAAAGGCGCUGGCCACAUUGACAAGCUGCACACAGGACUCCGAGGCAUGCAAGACGCAGCUGGGGGAGAUGUACCUCGUUGGAGCCGGACUGCCUCGAAACCUCACAAAGGCAAAGGAGCUCUUCGAGGAUGCGGCGGAGAAGGGCGAUCCAGACGCGCAGUACAACCUGGCGAUCCUCCACGCCUCGCUGCCAGCCCGCAACGAAGACCUUCGACGGAACGAGGCACUUGCAGUGCUGCACCUCUAUGCAGCCUCUACUGCAGGUCAUCCAGGCGCUUUGAUGGCCAUGGGCUAUCGGCACCUUCAUGGCUAUGGAGUCCCUCAGGCUUGCACCACGGCCGCCUUGAACUACAUCGACGUGGCCAAGGGCAUUGCCAGCAUCUACAGCUCAGGCAUGCCACAGGCUGUGGAACUGGUGCGCCUGAAUCUGCCGCACAAAGAGAGGAAGGUCAUCAGCUCUUCGGAGCUGAAUCUUUUCGUCCAGAUUGCAACCAGCGGCGAUAGCACUGUGGCUGCCGCCAUUGGCAAGCGGUACCUCUUGGGCAUCGAAGGUUUCAAGCAAGACCUCCAGAAGGCAAAGCAGUACUUGAAGAUGGCUGCCAACCGGAAUCAUGCCGGUGCCGUGGCGCUGCUUGGCUACAUGUACUGCCUCGGCCUGGGCAUGCCCCAGAAUCUGGACACGGCCUAUGCCUACUUUGUCACUGCGGCCAAUCAGAACGAUCCUUUGGGCCACAACGGCCUCGGGUACAUCUACUUCCGCGGCACCAACGCACAGGCACGCAACUUGCGCUUGGCCUUCAAGCACUUCAACGAGUCCGCGUAUGGUGGUUCAUCUGACGGCAUGUUCAACCUGGCCAGCAUGUACCUCACCGGGUCCGGGGCUGAGCAGUCCUUCCAAAAGGCGGUGCUCUACUAUACCCAGGCCCUGGACCGUGGCCACACUCCAGCCGCGUACUCCUUGGCAGUGAUGCACCUCAACGGCAUCGGGACAGUGAGGGACUGCGACAUCGCUGUAAACCUUCUGAAGAAGGUGUGUGAGAGGGGAGAAUGGUUGUCCAGCAAGCUGGUGAGCGCCUAUGACUUUGGUGACAAAGAGCCUGACAAAGCUGCUUUGAUGUUCUUGAAGCUGGCGGAAGCUGGGCACGAAGUGUCGCAAAUGAACGUUGCGCAUCUUUUUGACCACGGGCACGCUAACUUGCUCUUGCCUGACGAGCCCGGUGAUAAGCCCCGAGCACGGGCAGAUGAUUACGAUGCCGAAGAUGCGCGAUAUCACGCCCGGAAUGUUGCUCAGCGUUUCUACGAGCUUUCUGCGGAGCAAGGAAGCGCCUCUUCAGAGCUUCGGCUGGGAGACUAUGCCUACUAUGGUUGGGGGAUGUCUUCCAGCUUCACCGAGACGCCCUUGCCAGAGACGCCCGUGCCAGAUGAUUGGCAAGACUUCCCCUUGCCAUCCAUCUACACCAAUGACAUAGUUGAGCUCUUUCCUCAAGAAGUCGACUACGAGGCUGCCUUGGCGAGGUAUCGCAAGACAGCAGACAUGACGGUGACGGGGGAAUGGAUGCAGAGCUUCGUUGCGCGUGCCUCCUUCAAUCUGGGCUUCAUGCACCAGUUCGGCAUCGGCAUUGGGCAGGACCUCAACAUGGCAAAGCAGCACUACUUCCGCUGUCGCGAAGUCGACCCCAUCGGAUUGCACGCACCUGUGACCAUUGCCUUGGCCACACUUGCAUGCCAUGUGCUUUACACGCGGUUGCCAAACGGAGACGAGCUGAUGGCUCGCCUGUCGGCCGACGUUCGAGUCCACGUGCUCCUGCUGCAUCUCAUCGCCGUGGUUGUCAUGGUGAUGCUGCAGUGCUACUUGUCGAGCAGAAGAAGAAGCGGGCCAAGGGUACGGGUGCGGCGGGAGGGCCGACCGCCAAGUCCGCGGAGUCCACGCCCUCGGCCAGGCAGCGCUGAGAGCCGGCGCGCCGGGAAUGUUGUGCUCGAUUGAGACAUAGCUUCUCGUUUCACUCCAAGGGGGUUGCUGUUUUGGGCACUGCGAUGAUUGUCUCAAGCCCAAAAUUCUUUAUGGCAGCCCAACUUGGCAGGGCGUAGGUUUAGGACGGACAGCGUGAAGAGACCACUUGGCCCAGGGUCCGUGUCUUGGGUC